CAGCACAGCCUUUAGGAUCUCAAAAAAUUUCUAGAAAAGGACUGCAGACUGGUACUGAGUGAAGUGUGGAGUGAGGGAAAGGCGACUGUAUCUAAAGAACAUUGACACAGACAUUGCAGGCGUGAAGAAAGCAUUUUUUCUGCUUCCAUGACAACCAUGCAAAGAAUGGAACAGACCAUACCAGAGCUUGGCCUAGGUGUGCCCCAGUCUGCUGUUCUACACUCUUAUCUGUGGAAUAGAAUGCAAGAGAAGUUCUUGAAAGGGAAACCAAAAAUCCUUGGGAUUGUGCAGAUUCUAAUCGCCCUGAUCAACCUCAGUUUGGGAAUAAUAAUGAUGAGUGCGACAUUGCCAUUUUUUCGAGUAUAUCCUAUUUCUGUGUACAUUGGAUACACAAUUUGGGGGUCCAUGAUGUUUAUUGUUUCUGGAUCUUUGUCAAUUGCAGCAGAAAAAAGAACUACAAAAGGUCUGGUCCGAGGUAGUCUAGGAUUGAACAUCAUAAGCGCUAUCUCCGCUAUAACAGGGACCAUAAUCAGUGCACUCAGCCUCAGUAUUUAUUCAUUCCAUGCCAAUUACUGUAACUAUGAGCAAAUGUCAGAAAAUUGUUCCCUGGUCACGUCCAUUUUAAUGGGCAUGGAUGCUUCUGUGGCCUUCUUUAGUGUGCUGGAAUUCUGCAUUGCUGUGUCCCUCUCUGCCUUUGGAUGCAAAGUAACCUGUUGCAACUCAAGUGGGGUUGUGCUAAUUCUGCCACCAAAUCCUCAUGUGGCAGAAACAGCAGCUCCUACACCAUCUAACAGAGGUUUAAUGCCACCAACAGAUCAAUAGAAAAAUGUUCCAGAAAAUCUAUACUGAUUGUAAUUCAAGAACUCCACAUGGGAAAGUGCUGGAUCCAAUUUCCAUAUAUAUAUACAUAAAAACAUACAUAAUCCAACUCUGAAAUAUUAUAUACAUACAUAUACAUAUAUUCACACACAGAAUCAACUCAAAAUCAUAGCUGUCAAAAAAUAAAAAGGUAAUCUAGUAUCUUUUUGGACAACAUGGAUGUAACUGGAAAGGCGAAACAAACGCAUGUACUCAACACCAAAUUAGAACUAAUGACUCAAAACUUAAGUGCACGUGUGGAAGUAAAUCUCAGUGAAAAUGAAGCUGGGGGAGGGGAGGAGGGGAUGGGAAAAUUCAUACCUGUGGGGCAUAGUACACACUAUCUGGGUGAAAGGCACAUGUGUAACUUUGACUCAAUCUGUACAAAAAGAGUAUGUAAACAAAUGUGUGUACCCCCCUGAUAUUCUGAAAUUAAAAGAAAGAAAAAACCCCAGCAUAUUCUUAUUUUUUUCUCAAAA
Molecule: messenger RNA, 1337 nt
Organism: Nycticebus coucang (slow loris)
Lineage: Eukaryota; Metazoa; Chordata; Mammalia; Primates; Lorisidae
Gene: MS4A4A
Product: membrane spanning 4-domains A4A
Exons: 7
Coding region: 148-822 (224 amino acids)
Cellular component (GO): membrane; Golgi apparatus
Source: RefSeq, a predicted model, not a curated record